AUGAUCAGCCGAAUGCUCGGACCUCGCUAUGUGCAGCUGGCCAAGAACUGGAUCCCCUCUCUCUUCACAUGGGGAACAGUAGGAGGUGUUGGAUUGGUAUGGGCCACAGACUGGAGGCUAAUCCUUGAUUAUGUUCCAUAUAUAAACGGCAAGUUCAAGAAGGAUGACUAA
This is a messenger RNA of Staurois parvus, 171 nucleotides long. NCBI's taxonomy places the organism in Eukaryota, Metazoa, Chordata, Amphibia, Anura, Ranidae. The record is from the annotation of a GenBank genome assembly.